UAAAGGGAAGGAGGAGGAGGGGAAAACGAGAGAGGAGAUUUUUUUUUGGGGGGGGGAGAAAAGAGGAGUGUGCUGCUUGGUUCCCAAUGGCUCACAGAUGUGGGAGUUUGAACACAUGCUCAACAUAUGUAGGGGAGGAAGGAGGAGAGCUGGGAAUAAGACUGUUUUGAGGAAUGAAACCAGGAGAUGAGAAGCAGACCACCUCUUCCUAGACCUCCAGAAAUCCAGAGGAAUAUAUUGACAUUUUAAGAUCUGUCUUUUGGGACCCAACUGGGACAAGCAGUCAACGGAGAGAAGAAGCGUCCCAUGAUGCCAGGAUCUCCUGUGGAUGUGAAGGCCCAGUCCAGGGCCACCCCACCGACCAUGCCUCCUCCGCCCUCAGGGAACCAAGGGGCACCACGUGCAACAUCCUUCACACCAACAUCAUUGCCCAAUGGCAUCGAGCACUCCCCGCCUGCCCUAAAUGGGGUGCCAUCCCCACCCCAGCGGUUCACCAACGGCCCCUCGUCCUCGCUGGCCAGCCAGCAGCUUCCCGCCACCUGCGGCGCACGGCAACUCAGCAAGCUGAAGCGAUUCCUGACCACGCUGCAGCAGUUCGGCAACGACAUCUCGCCAGAGAUCGGGGAGCGGGUGCGCAGCCUGGUGCUGGCGCUUGUGAAUUCAACUGUGACCAUUGAGGAAUUUCACUCCAAACUGCAAGAGGCAACAAAUUUCCCACUGCGGCCCUUCGUAAUUCCAUUUCUAAAGGCCAACUUGCCCCUGCUCCAGCGGGAACUGCUGCACUGCGCACGCUCUGCCAAGCAGACGCCAGCUCAGUACCUGGCUCAGCACGAGCACCUGCUGCUGAACGCCAACGCCACGUCACCGGUCAACUCAACCGACCUGCUUGAGGUGAACGAGAACGGCAAGAGGAGCAGCCCAGAGAGGAAUAAAGAAAAUGGCUUUGACCGCGACCCCCCAGCCAAGCGGGUGUGCACGAUCAGCCCCGCCCAGCGCCACAGCCCAAGCGUCAGCCUGCCACCCCCGCCCAACGGCCAGCUGCACCCGACUCCUCCCCCUCUGCAGCACUACAGCCUGGACGACGUGGCCAUGAGCCACCUGUACAGGGAACCGCAGAGGCUGCCUGAAUACAGGGACCGGCACCGACAUCACGCAGGAUCCCGUGGAGUUUAUCAGGAGGAAAUGAUCGAUCACCGAUUAACUGAUCGGGAGUGGGCUGAAGAAUGGAAACAUUUGGAUCACCUCCUGAACUGCAUCAUGGACAUGGUGGAGAAGACCCGGCGGUCCCUGGCUGUCCUCUGUCGCUGCCAGGAGGCGGACCGCGAAGAGCUGAACUACUGGAUGAGACGUUACAAUGACACCGAGGAAGUGCGGAAGGGAGGCACCGCUCACUUACGACAGCUCAGCCCCGGGAAUGUGGACGCCAUUCAGUCUGAGCUUCUUCGGGAGAUCACUCACCGACCAGCGGCUGGCUACGUCCCUGAUGACAUCUGGAAAAAGGCAGAGGAAGCCGUCAACGAGGUGAAGCGCCAGGCUGUGUCGCAGCUGCAGAAAGCCGUGACUGAGGCUGAGCAGAAAGCCUACGAGAUGAUAACAGCGGAGAGGGCCAAGAUGGAGCAGAAGAUAGCUGAUGCCAAACGACAGGCGGCCGAGGAUGCUUUCACUGUCAUCAACGAACAGGAAGACACCAGUGAGAGCUGCUGGAACUGCGGACGCAAGGCCAGCGAGACCUGCAGCGGGUGCAAUGCAGCCCGUUACUGUGGCUCCUUCUGCCAGCACAAGGAUUGGGAGAAGCACCACCGCAUCUGUGGGCAGAACCUGCAGGCCCAGGCCAAGGCCCUGUCCACCGGAGGCCCCGUCCCCAAGGCCCCCAAGGGCGAGAAGAGCCCCGCCCUGGAGAAGACCCCGCCGUCCACCGUCACCUCCAGGUCAGCCACCCCAGCCACCCCCGAUGCCAGCGUCCAGUAACGCAAUCUCCGACCUGCACCGAGGAGAAAGGAAACCACUAACUCUCCCACCCCUGCGCGCAGCCUGACUGUGGCUUGGUAUACGGUGCAGAUCCCGACUUCAAAAAAAAAAUUAAUCGGCAAUUGAUUGUGGGGGGGGGGGGGAGGAAGAUUACAUCAGAUUAAUAUUCACAAGAGUGCACACAUGCUCAGAAAGUACAAACCAGCUAAAUGGCAAAGACUCUCACACACAGAAGUCGACUGUGGAAUUGAUUACCCGACAAGAGUGCUCAACCCUUUAAGACUUUGCAGCAGAAAUAUUUGAGACUGGAUGCUCUAUAUGUCGAUAUUAACUUCCUCAUGUUUGUCCCGUUGUGUGUUCCUGCCCCCACGCUGCCUUUCCACAGAACCCACCUUCACAUCCUGACUUAGUUCCUUGUGUAGGUGAGCAGAUUCCACAGCCAUCGAAACGGACUCGGGAUGCCAAUUCCUCAUGUAUUCAAAGCACUCUUUACCUCUUGAUGAAAGCGGAACACUUUCAAGAGAUUGUAACUUUAAAAAAAAGUCAAAGCAAUGUGGCUAUUUUUAACCUCGCUGCUCUUGAGGAGGAUGAAGAAACAUUGUUUUUGUAAUCAACCUCCGUAGCCCUUUGGGUGGGAAUCUGCAGUGCGGAAGUUGUGCGCCCUUGCAGGGGGACAUUACAUCCAUUUCUCUGCCCUGACAGUCCCUCACACCAGGGCAUUUAACAGAUCCGAGCAAUUGCUGACGGCUCUUCCCGCAGGAAAAUGGUGGGAGGAUGGACCUGUUGAUCCAUGGCUGGGGACCUGCUCCUUGCCCACUGUUUUGAAACGACUGACCUCUUGAGAAGUAUCUCUUCACCUCCCAUUUUAACCUCCUCAAAGCAAGCGAGCGAUCCGUGUUGUGCGCUAACAGUAAAAAGCUCGAGGCACAUAGAUGUAAUUUUUAAAGAAAAAACACAAGUUGUGGUGACGUGGGAACCGUGAGUGUGGCCUCCCGGUUGUCGGGAGAUCAGGUACUGCUGACGUAGUGCCUGCUUACUUCCUGCCUGGUCACUGUAGACAGCUGCCUGAGAUACUUCAAUGCCCUCGGCCAAAGACUCUCUCUUUUGGUCGUCUUUCCCUGACUGAAAGUAGAAGAUAAAUAUCAUACAAAAAUAAAAUAGGGGAAAUACUACUUUCUGAUACAAGAGACAGCACGGGAGGGGGGGGGGGGAUAAAGAAGGAAGCAGAAGUUGAGGUAUUAGAAACAGUUGCUUACUCUUCUAUUAUCCAAGCUUGCCAAAAGCAACCCCUGACCCUCCAAUCCCUGUGUGCUCCUUCCCACCACCACUGACCCUCAGUGAGGAAGGAGUCUAGUGGAGGCUGUCAGGAGUUGCCUGGGAAUGAAGGUUAAAUUUGUUCCAAUUUGUAUAGCAAGCAGGUAAAUCCCACAAUGCUGCCCCGUUAUCCCACCUUCCUGUUUAAAAGAAGUGGGGUGUUGUUGGGAGGGCUUAUACAAAGCUCCAAUUUCAUGUGAUUCCAUAAACUCAAAUAUUAAUCCCCAUUCUGGGAGGUUGUGAUUUAAAAAUCUUGCCCAAGCUUUGUCAGCCAGGCUUCCAAAGCCAGUGAGAGGUCCACACCGCACUACCACAACAGCCUCUUACUGUUGGCUGUGCGUCAUUCACAGUUCAAGCACCUGAAGCAUCCUGGGAACGCCAUCUGGUUUCCACGGUGACAAUGCAUGAAUCCCACUAGAGAGGGUUACACUAUGCCAUGAAUAAUUAACUUAACCCAUUUGUGGGAUUGAGCUCUUGCAAAUUACUUCUCUUUAAUGUUUCUAUAGGUGUUGGCCAAUUGGUCCAGCAGCAUCCAAUCACAUCACAAAUCCUAGGGCCAGUGCUGGCCUUGGCAAUCCUCAUUUGAGGUAGCUAAUACCAGCUAAAACAUAAAAAAGGACAGAAUUGACUUCAGUAUCCUAUACUCCAUUUUGCUUUACGAGGCCAAUUAUGAACCGAUGCUCACCUUGGACACACUGGGACCCUUGCCAUGAGUAACUCCAUGAGAGGUCAACCACAAGAUAAAUAAAACUGCAAACGAGACAGUUAUUUGUUCAGAACUUUCACCGACAACCAGGCUUCCUUUGGUUGGAACUGGCCAAACUGUUGAAUAUUGAUAUAUUUCUUAACUUUGCAUAUACCAAUGAAAUGACCUUCCCUGGAAUUAGGUAUCAGACUUGCACCAUGGUAGCAAAGGGACAACCAGUUGAUGGCUUAGAAUGCACUGGGUACUCAUAAUGGGCAAAUAGGAACAUAAUAGGCGAGAAAGGCAUAAUAGGCACCUCACUAAUAGUUUCAGGUAACUCCUAAGCACUUUUGUUUUUGCUAAAUAAAUCUCCAUAUGAUCUUCAGCUAAUUACAUUGGGAAUGUGAGCACUGGUAACCCAGUUACACAUUCUGGGGGCUCAAGCUGUCUAUUGGAUAGUUGCAACUCAUCAAACGAUGCAGGUAACGAGAUGCAACUGAGAAAUCCUUCCACUAACCUUCAGUAUUGCCAGGCAGCAGAGUUGAAUGACCAAUUGGAAGGUGUAAGUGAAAUGGCCACCAUAUACAUGGGAGUUGCCCUGUAAUUAGCCCCUGGUAGACAAGGUGUCUUGGCAAGUUUUAGCAGCGCCACUGGUUGAAUUGUCUACUAUCAUAAAUAAAUGAUGCCUUUUUGGUAGCGUAGUUGGGUUCUAGAGAUAAUAAGCUCCAGUUGGAUGUAUCCUUGGACAUUUCGUGAGGUCUUUCUAUAAUAAGGUAUAACUGGCCUUGGCUGCCACUUAGAGAAUUUAUUGGCACUCCUCAGCAAUGUUUGAGUAUGUAAAGAGUAUCUGUGACUUUCAGUCUCUUGAACCAUCAGAUGGAGCCUUGCACGUCUGCUGGCUGGUAAUCAACCUCCCUGGCUCUGCCCAAGGGAUGGUUUGAUAGUGGAGAGUUUAAUAGAUUCCCCUUGACCAAGAGUGGUGUCUCUCCUUUACUGUAUCCCUGGGGAUUUUGUUGCAGGAGCUCUGUCCUCCUCCCACUGUCAAACCAUUGGCUAGCCAAAGUUCCACUGCACAGACUUGCUCCACUAUUUGUAAGUCAAAAUUACUCCUCGUUAUGCCAUUGGAAGUCCAACUCAGUCCUCCUCUCUCCCAUAUUUUUUCUAGCCUAAAAAGCAUGUAUAAAUUUUAACACCUUAUGAAUAAUCUCCGUAGAGCUGAGAGCAACAGUGUCUCUGGUGUUGAAGUAGAGUCCCUGAAGGUCCCAUGCCGUUCGGCAACUGUUAGGGCACCAGCUUCACUCGGAACAGAAUCUGCAUAUCAAAUCAGUUAUAAGACCAUGGGAUACAGGAGCAGAAUUAGGCCAUUCAGCCCAUCGUCUGCUCCACUAUGCUGUUGUGGUUAAUUUUAUUAUCCCUCUCAACCCCAUACUCUCACUUGAAUUUCCAACACCCUUAUUAAUCAAGAACUUAUCAACAUCCGCUUUAGAUAUACCCAAUGACUUGAUCUCCACAGACGUCAAUGGCAAUGAAUUCUGCAGAUUCACCGCCCUCUUCCAAAGGAAAUUCCAUCUCACCUCUGUUCUACAGGAACGUCCUACUCUGAGGCUCGGCCCUCCUCUUGCUCAGUACGGGAAAUAGCCUCUUCAUAUCCACUGUAUCGAGGCCUUUCAACGUUCCAUAGGUUUCAAUGAGAUCAAUUUCCCCCAGCUCUCCCCACUCCCAUUCUUUUAAACUCCACUGGGUACAGACCAACAGCCAUCUAACACGCCUCACACAUUAACCCAUACAUUCCCGGGAAAUUCGUGAACCCUCUCCAGUGCCAGUUUGCGAGAGUGAACAAACCAAGGAAUCAAAGUUCUAACUCAUUGAUUUGUUUGAGUUCAGUGAUGCUGUUGCUUUUUGAAAAAAAAAGAACUCUGGGGUGGUUCCUUUAUUUUUAACAGCCCAUUACACCACUGGCGUUUAGGUCAGCAAUGAAGGUCCUCCAUCUCUGGUGGUGUUCAGGGCUUCCUUCAUCGUGUCAGUUGCUUCCUCUCGGUUUUCACCACCAUCAGUCAUGACAGUCCUGGGUGGCGACUCAGAACUACCGUCACACUCCGGCUGAAAGGGCCUGUUCCACACUGUAUCUCGAAAUAAAAUAUUUAAGACCAUAGAGGGGCAGAAUUAGGCCAUUAGGCCUGUCGAGUCUGUCCAUUUCACCAUGGCUGAUCCAUUUCCCUCUCAGCUCUAUGUUUCCUAUGGUAGGGGAGUCUAGGACCCGAUGGCACAGCCUCAGAAUAGAGGGACCACCAUUUAGAACAGAGAUGAGGAGGAAUUUAUUUAGCCAGAGGAUGGAAAAUCUGUGGAAUUCACUGAAUUUUUUGUAGCUGUGGAGUACAAGUCAUUGGGUGUAUUUAGGGCAGAGGUUACUGGAGUCUUGAUUGGUCAGACAUGAAGGGUUACAGGGAGAAGGCAGGAGACUGGGGCUGAGAGGGGAAAUGGAUAAAAAUAACAUGCUGCUCGACCCACGUUGUUCCUCCAGCAGACUUCUUGUUAUGCUUCAUUCAGUGGCUUGAACUAAUAACCGCCAGCUGCCAUUUUGAACUCACAUUUCCUGAAUGGUGCUUUUGACUGCAAUGUCCAAUAUAAAGGGGUGUGUGAUCCUCCCUAUGGAACGUGUAGGUUUUCCCCAGAUACACUGGUUUCCUCCCAUAGUCCACAGACAUACCCAAUAUUGAGAUACACUGAAUCACAUCCCCCUUAAACGCCACACUGCCCAGUAAUCCCCUGAUUUAAUCCUAGCCUAGUCAUGGGACAAUUUUCAAUGACCAGUGAACGAACAGGUACGUAAUUGGACUGUGGGAGGAAACCCACAUGGUCAAAGGGAGAACAUAUAGACUCCUUACAGGAGGUGGUGUGAAUUGAACCCUGGUCCGCCUGUACUCUGAAGCGUUGUACUAACCACUACACUACUGUGCCACCUGAGGUCCAUUGGUCAUUAUAGGUUGUCCCAUGAUGUAGGUUAGAGUUAAACAGGUUUGUUGGGGGUUACACAGCAUAGCUCGAAGGGUUGGGAAAAAAAAUCUCAUGUCCAAAUCUUUGAAUACUACUCCGGUCUAAAUUUCUCUCUCCAGUGCCUGAGUUAAAUUGGAUUUAUACCUUAGUGCACCUGCAGUGAUAAGUGUCUUUCACUGAAUUACAGGCACCACUGAAUCACAUCCCCCGUACCAUACCCUGUUGCUUCUAGCUGCUCUAAUCUCAAGCCCUUUUCAUCCUCUAAAACUGUAGUGAAAUCUUCGUUGUCCGUUUACAGAAUGUCUUAAGGUCAAUGCAGAUCAAAACCCUUUACACAGCGCACCCUCUUAUUUUUGCCUCUAAUUCCUCUCGAGUCCUCCUACAGAAUCCCCAGUAAAACCAGGGGCCUUUAGGUAUCCCAGGCUGUGAUCAGGUUGGAAGCGUACUGCUAGCACUGCGCCUUCUGUACUGAGUGAGUGAGAGAGUGUGUGUGUGUGUGUCCACCAAAAUCAAAAGACUGAACCAAAUUAUCACUCCGCAAACCAAGCUACCGAAGCCAAACUCUCUCUCUCUUUAGCUUAGCAAAGUUGAAGAGGGCCUGACUUGCUGGGCCAACAACCAAAACCUCAAAGUUCAGGAUUCAACAAAGAUAAAGAAAACCGAAUAAACUAAUCCCUCUGUUCGGGUAUGUGUCUCCGUAAGUGAAUGAGAAGUCCAGUUUAUAAUUGUUUCACUUGUGAAUGGUCAGUGUAAGAUGUUGUAGUUUUGAAGUCAUUGAAAGCAGCCUCUGUGGCCUGUGGCUUCUUUCUCUUCAGUGAACCUGUCGUGUUGUGAUUACUGAUUUUUUUUUUGUCUUUUUUUUAUUUAAGAAGAAUUUGUGUAAGCAACCGAUAAAAAUGGCAAUUUGUCUUCUGCCACCGUUUUAUUUUAUAUGUUCUGUGUCAUUGGUGUGUGCUACACUCUGACAUAAUCACCGCUUCGGGAAAUUAAUUAGAUGAAACUGAUUCCAGUCUUCCUGCACCUUCUGUGUCUAUGGGCUGGACUCAUCGUGAAGGUAUUGGCACAGAAACUUGCAACACCCUUACUGCCCUCCCACAAAUAUAUUCCCUGUGCUAUUAAACCAUUUAAAAUGGUGUUAUCCGCCAACCCACUGGAUGUGACCCAGAAUCUCCGGGAGAUUGUCACCAUGACCAAACUCCAGGAACUUGGGAAUUAAUUCCUGGCCACUGGUGGUUGACCCCCAAGAUCUCCAUACACUAUUGAGUUGCAUCCAAUGAAUUGUGACUUGAAAUGUCUUUUAAGCUUCAGAAUAGGUUUGAAUCUUUCCUCUAACUUUCAUUGUUUCCUUUUCUCCUCAUUCCAAGAAAUAUAAAAUUAAAAUUAAAGCAAUCUACUUAAGGGCUUUUUGAGGUCCAAACUGGAUAAAGUGAGGAGGACGGAAAGGGAGGAGAUACUUCCAUUUGGGAGAAGAAUGAUGGAAUUAUUACCCACUCAGUUGCUUAGAUUCCCAAUCUGAUACUUGACCAGAUUCCACUAAAAGGGUCACAUCCACUGAUGACCUCCUCUGGAUAGAAACAAAAAAAAAAUUGGAAUAUUCAGCAGGUCAAACAGCGACUGGAGAGAGAGAAAGAGUCAGCAUUUCAGGCCGGUGAAUUGGUACUUCAGGACUACUACAGAUCAUAGCCUGGAUACCCUGUCAAGUUGCUGGUGUUUCUAAGUGAACUCAUCCGAAUGGUGAUAAGACCCAUUGUAAUUUGCUGCUUCGAACUUUUGAAGUAUCGUUUCCACACUAAUCUCUUCUCCCUCCACCCCUCAAGCUCUCCUCCCUUUGCCCGAAGACAAGACCAAGUACACUCUAGGGGUGCAUCUGGUGCCACCAACGUGCAAGGGUUUUCCCAACUUUUGUUAAUGGAACUUGAUGGUCAGGGAGGAGGUGUUAACAGAAGGGACAGGUCCCCAUGACUAGGACAGUGGCCCCUCCCUUCUGUCUCCACAAUGGGCUUCAGCUCUAAUCAAUGACAGACAAGUGAAAGGGUAGAAAUAGUGGGGAUAAUUCAGACUGUGGACAAAGCAUGUGGUAUUGGAUCAGACAUGCACAUUCCUGACUUUCUUUCCCGGAAGUUAUGGCAUACAGUUGAUACAAUAUUCCACUUUAUAUUAUUAAAUCCAAUAAUGAAACAAAAGAAUUGUCUUUCUUCAGAGAGCGGUUGGAAUGCAGAAAUCCCUCCCAUACAAGGAGUCGAGAUUUCAAGAUGAAAUGCUUUUAGAUCAAACUUGGAUGAGUACAAGAGAGAGGAAGGGGGUUAAAAAUUAUAUUGCAGAUGAGAUAAUGCAAAUGGGAUGGGAGAAAACUCAUAAAAACCAGCACAGGUUAGUUUGGGCGAAUGCUGUAUAUUUUACAAAACUUUGCACCUUUGCUCCUGAGAGCCCCCAUUGCUUUUGCUCCCAUCUGACCCUCCUAAAUAGUUGAUCAUGCUGGCUUUCAACAUGUGGGUUUGGGCGUGUAAGGGAUCCCAUUCAGCAAGCCCGGCUAAGCAUACUUGUCGAAAACAAUCUAUUAUCCCCGUCGCACUUGUAACACUAGCCAUUCUAUUGAUUAUGACACUCUGCCCAUAUUCUUGUGUGCUAUUAAUCCACCCUGACAGAAGCUUCUACUCCCACCGUUGUAUCCCAAGGAAAAUCCAUAUAAAGCAGGGGUUCCCAAUCCUUUUUCCUGCCAUGGACCAAUACCGUUAAGCUCAGAGUCUGUGGACCCCAGGUUGGGAACCCUUGAUACAAAGGGACUUGUUCUGUUUUUGAUUCCUCACAGAUGUGUAUAUAUUUUUUUGCUGGUAUAAAGUGACAAAUUAAUCAGCCAAUAGUUUGGUGACUUUGUCCCAAAUUGUGCAAUAUGUAAAUUCAGGUUGUGCAAAGUUAACUUCUGGUUUCUCAAGACAUGGCAUCCACUGCCAUUAUCAGAACAAUAUUGUUUCAAUCCACCCUUCCACAGGCAAUGAAGAAAUUCAUACCAAACCAAAAAUGGCCUCUUUACCUAAGACGCAUGAUCAUCAUGUUACAUUUUCAAUAAACAAUCAGCUGGAGAUCUCUCAACAUUAGCUCAUAUAAAAGUUCCCUUCUUAAUGUUGGUUCCAUUCACUUCAAUCCACCACACCAGCCAAAGUAGUGACCAGCCAGUGGAAGCAGUGUAAAUGAGGCAAGUUCAAGGAACCCGUUAACAUAUCUGGAUGUUAAUCUGUAAUUGUUGCAUUCCUUGCUGGUUCUGGAGUUGUGGAGUUUUUCCGUGUAUGCCCCUACAUGUAAAAGCAUAGAUAACUUUCGGCAUGGACUAGGAGGGCCGAGAUGGCCUGUUUCCGUGCUGUGAUUGUUAUAUGGUUAUAAAACCAGCAUCAAGAUUUGAUGAUGAUUGUUAGCAAAUUGUUAUCCAAUUAUGGAGCUGGUGAUCUCAACUUUGUUAAAUAACAGGGCAGGAUAAGUGAAAGACUGCCUUACACUUCUCUUGGGGCAGUCAAUAGAGAUAAAAAUGCACAGAAUAUGCUGGCUCCCUAUUCUUGAAUCCAGAGUCUUGAAUCUCACUGUGUCACAAAGCCUAAUCUUUAGGAUUAUAGUAUGUCAUUAUUGCCAUUGUCAUAGUUUCCCAAUAUGGAUACCUGUACACAAUUACCCCUCAUGUUCCAGUCUCUUGAGAUGAUCUUCUGAACUUUAAUGUCCCCCUCAUCUUUCUUCAGGGAUGCAUGUUACAUCAGACAAAUCGCUAGGUUCUUCCAGUCCCGAUGUCCUCUGAGUUCCACUUCUUCAUUAGCCAUCUCUCUUGGGUGAGCAUGUGAGCAGAUGUGAACGAGCCCAUGCCAGCAGUCAACUUGUUCUUCAGGCCCUUGUGCUGACUCAGUUUCCAGUUCAGCAGACUUGGGACCAGAGAAAUGGAGUUAACGUUUCAGGUCAGUGACCCUUCAUCUGAAAGUCUGAUGAAGAACCUUUGACCUGAAUCAGUAACCAUUUCUCCACAGGUGCUCCUGACCUGCUGAGUCCUUUAAGGAUUUUAUGUUUUAAUUGCAAGUGCAAGAGAUGUGACUAGCUCGCUGGGCAACGGAGUCGGCAUUGAGGAACGGGGCUGAACAGGCAGUUCCCAGGUGCUCUGGCUCUAAAAGCACAGGGUAGCAUAGUGGUUAGCACAACGCUUUACAGCACUAGUGUCCUGGAUUCAAUUCCCACCACUGCCUUUAAGGAUUUUGUAUGUUCUCCCCUCAUGUGCAUGGGUUUCCUCCAGGUUCUCUGGCUUCCUUACACAUUGCAAAGACAUACUAGUUGAUCAGUUACUUGGUCAUUGUAAAUUCUCCCAUGAUUAGGCUGGGGCAAAUCGGGGCUUGCUGGGUGGCAUGUCUGGAAGGUCCAGAAGGGCCUAUUGCAAGCUGUAUCUCAAGUUCUGAUUUCAGGAUUAGACUCGGGUUUUAACUCCAACACCUGCCAUCAUACCCAUCUAUCUUUGCUCCCAGUUAGAUGAGAUGCUUUGAUACUGCAGGGAACACUGCUUGAACAUGAGAAGCUCUCAUAGAAUUAUAUGAGGCUAUUUGGCCCACGAUCCAUGUGCUGGCACAUCAGAAGAGCUCUCCUUUAGAUUUUCAUUUAUUCAUUCUUAGAUAAUAAUUAUGGAUAUAAUUAUAAUACCUUAAGAGAGAGAAGCAGAAUUAAGACAAUUGGACUAUUGAAUCUGCUCUCCCAUUUGAGCAUGGCUGAUUUCUUUUCCCUCACAACCCCAUUCUCCUGCCUUCACCCCAAAACCUUUUGACACUUACUAAUUAAGAACCUAUCAACCUCUGCUUUAAAUAUACUCAGUGACUUGGCCUCCACAGCCAUUUGUGGCAAUGAAUUCCACAGAUUCACCAUCCUCAGCUAAAGAAAAUCCUCAUCCUUUUCAGUAUUUUGUUUUCCUUCCCAGAAUAUCUUAAGUGUUUUAUGCUUUCAUGUAAUACCUCCAACAUCUGCCGUUCCGGCUUCUUUCACAAGUAUCUGCCGCCACUGCCCUGGCAGGCAGUGAAUCCCAGAACAGAGACACGGGUAACCAUCAAGCGCAAUUGGAUCUGUGUCGUUUCGGAGCAGUCGUGUAUGUAAGGGUCAGGGUGCCAGCAUAGCAAAGUGUGGCCCCAGGUUCCUGCCAAAGAGAGACCUUAAAUAUCUCAGCCAGGUCUUGCACUUGGCCUUUGUCAGAAUGAGAAACCAGAACUUAAUUUGGUCUGAGCUUUUCCUAGAGUUGUUGGGGCAGUAGCUAACCUAUGAGGGAAAGUACUUUCAACAUAACCAGCAGCCCAGCACCUUGAUUUGUGAGUCAGGCAGCCUCGAUUGUGCAUAUCACUUGUCCCUCCAGACCAGAUGUAAAUAAGACCUAUACGUGGAGCACAUUCAAGGCCCGAAGUCUGACUGCUGUGUCUAACCGUCCACAAGCAGAUUCUAGAUGGGCUGAAAGGCCUAUCUCUAUGGCUCUCUAACUCCAACAACCAAGACAAAGGUGACAUUACUUGCCCGUCCCUUCUUUUAAAAUUCAGUCUGGGCAAACAACAGGGUGAGUGGGGCAGUGGACUAUGUUGGAAGUACAGUUCCAGACCUAUCUUCCAUCAAUGCAGUGGCUAAUUCUCAGAGAUUAGCACCAGAUCUGCAGUCGUCGUUUCUUUUCAAGCCGUGCUUCUUCAAAUCGGGUAUUUUUUCCCCUUUCUCUGUUGUAAAUGUAAAUAAAUAUUUGUAAAAAUUUGAA
Molecule: messenger RNA, 12704 nt
Organism: Hypanus sabinus (Atlantic stingray)
Lineage: Eukaryota; Metazoa; Chordata; Chondrichthyes; Myliobatiformes; Dasyatidae
Product: protein CBFA2T2-like
Exons: 11
Coding region: 307-1968 (553 amino acids)
Biological process (GO): negative regulation of DNA-templated transcription; DNA-templated transcription
Cellular component (GO): nucleus
Molecular function (GO): transcription corepressor activity
Source: RefSeq, a predicted model, not a curated record